Molecule: messenger RNA, 882 nt
Organism: Raphanus sativus (radish)
Lineage: Eukaryota; Viridiplantae; Streptophyta; Magnoliopsida; Brassicales; Brassicaceae
Exons: 2
Coding region: 97-882 (261 amino acids)
Molecular function (GO): S-adenosylmethionine-dependent methyltransferase activity
Source: RefSeq, a predicted model, not a curated record
GUACGAUUCCCACAAGCCAAAGAGACUACUAUAUCUAACGAGUUAGUCAUCGCUGGAAACUAAACCAAAAAAAAGAAGUCAAAACAACAGAGAAAAAUGGCAGGACUGUUUGAUAAACAAGCAGAUCUAUACCUAGACGCCAGACCCAAUUACCCAUCAGAAUGGUUCUCCAAGCUCGCCGAUCUCACCGAUCACCACGGUUUAGCCUGGGAUGCCGCCACUGGCAACGGCCAAGCAGCUCUCGCCGUCGCGGAUCACUACGAGAGAGUCGUGGCGACGGACGUGAGCGAAUCGCAGCUGAAACUCGCAACGACGCAUCCCAAGAUCGACUAUCGCCACACCCCGUCGACGAUGACCGACGACGAGCUGGUGGAGCUGAUCGGAGGAGAGGACUCGGUGGAUCUGAUCACCGUCGCGCAAGCCGUGCACUGGUUCGACCUCCCGAGAUUCUACGCAGUCGCAAAGCGCGUCCUGCGUAAACCCGGCGGAGUCAUCGCCGUGUGGGGAUACAACGACGUCGUGGUGUCGCCGGAGUUCGACGCGGUGCAGUAUCGUUUCCACGCCCAAACGCGGCCGUAUUGGAAGUAUCCGAAUAUUCAGCAUGUUUUCGAUGCGUACGAAGCGUUGCCGUUUCCUUUCGAGAGCGUGGGGAUGGGAUCGGAAGGGGAGCCGUUGAAGCUGGAGAUGCCUAAAACGACGUCGUUCGAGGGGAUCGUGAGGAUGUUUAAGUCGUGGUCGGCUGUUGUCACGGCGAAAGAGAAAGGUGUUGAUUUGUUAACGGAGAGUUUGGUCAGUGAGCUUGAGACUGCUUGGGGAGGAUCUGACGUUAUUCGUACUGUCGUUUACAAAGCGUUUAUGAUCGCAGGAAAAGUUAGCGUUUGA